AUGGCUAGGAACAUUCUAUCCAUCUCCUUCCUCUCCCUUGGUCUGGUUGCAUCGGCCACUGCUGCCAGUUACGACUGUCGACCAGGUCAAAAGUGUUGGCCAUCAUUGAGCGAAUGGAAACAACUCAACACCAGCAUUGAUGGCCGCCUAUUUGAAACCAUUCCAAUUGCCGCUUCCUGCUAUAAAAACUCAGGAUACUAUGACCCAGACGCCUGCAAGGUUGUCGAGGACUACUAUGGUGACAGUAUUCUUCGUGGAGAGCACUUUGGACAGACCUAUUGGCUGAACUGGGAAACUUGUCAUAAUUCUGGAUGUGCGCUUCUGGAAUCUGACCCAACCGAAAUCACCUAUGGAAAUUGCUCUCUUGGUCGUCUAGCAUCAUACUAUAUUGAUGUUCAAGAACCAUCGCAUAUUGCUGCCGCAAUCAAGUUUGCAAAAACCCACAACAUCCGCAUCAGUGUGAAAAAUACUGGCCAUGACUUUUACGGAAGAUCUUCUGUUCCAAACACUCUUGCAAUCUGGACGAAAAAUCUUGAUAGCCUCACAUUCCACUCCAAUUUCACUGCUCAGAAUUGUCCCGCUUCGAACAGCCACAAUGUCGGGGAGCUUGGCGGUGGUGUUGUCGCUGGAGAUGCCUACCGCUUCUUCAAUGAUCACGGGAUGGAUGUCAUGGGCGGAUAUGAAGAAUCUGUCGGUGUCGCGGGCGGAUUUGCUCAAGGGGGAGGUGUCGGCUCAUUUACCACAACUUAUGGUCUUAUGGCUGAUAACGCCGUUGAAUUCGAAGUUGUGACUGCCGAUGGAGAGUUGCGCGUUAUCAACCAAUGUAAUGACCCUGACCUUUUCUGGGCCAUGCGCGGUGGUGGAGGCGGUACUUACGCAGUCCUCACCAAGUAUCGUGUUCAACUUUUCCCAUCACUGCCGAUCCACACCUACACCUUCACAGCAAACUUCACCAAUGCUGGACCUCACACCAAUGCGACGAAGAAUGUUGCCCUCCGUGAGAUCCUUACUGAACAUGCUAAGAAUCAGAUUGACUGGUCUGCUCAGCUUGUCACCGGCCAGAUCGAGUACUUUCCUGAGAAAUUUGCCAUCAGCUUGGUACUGCCUUAUGGCGACAAUGGCUUGAAGUUGAAGUCCGCCACCGCCAAAUUUGCGCAGUACCUCGCCAAUCGUACGGAUCUUUCCGUGUCCGCCAAUGAGUAUAGUUCCUACUCCAACUACGCCAGUUACCUGUCAGUGACGGAGGCCGAUGCCAAAAUCACCGAACCAUCUGGGAUCUUCUCUCUUCUCUCGUCACGGUUGAUACCUACAGAGGUGUUUACUGAGCAAGAGACCAUUGAUGAGUUGGUUGAAGGUGUCUUGCAGGGAAUCGCAACGGCCAGAAGUCUUUUCAAUCUCACUGGCACUCAGGUUGUCUCCGAGACGCCAGUCAGCAAUUCAAAUGCAGAUGAAUCAUCUGCCGUCAAUCCAGCAUGGAGGAAUGCUCUAUGGCAUGUGAUCCAUGUUGGCGAAUGGCUCGAGCCACUUGAUGAUGACGAGUUGAAAAUCGUUGCUGAUGGGAUGCUGCACACGGUUGAUCCUUUGAAGAACCUGAGUCCUGGUGGUGGAGCUUAUUUGAAUGAAGCAAGCUAUCUAGAGCCUGACUGGGAAUACACCUAUUUUGGUGCUUUCUAUGACAGACUUCUGGAUGUAAAGAAUCGAUAUGAUCCUACUCAUAUAUUUGAUUGUUGGAAAUGUGUCGGAUGGAGGGGAGAGUCUGAGUGA
Molecule: messenger RNA, 1764 nt
Organism: Penicillium pulvis
Lineage: Eukaryota; Fungi; Ascomycota; Eurotiomycetes; Eurotiales; Aspergillaceae
Product: FAD-binding oxidoreductase
Exons: 1
Coding region: 1-1764 (587 amino acids)
Molecular function (GO): oxidoreductase activity; FAD binding
Source: RefSeq, a predicted model, not a curated record